Molecule: messenger RNA, 3031 nt
Organism: Onychostoma macrolepis
Lineage: Eukaryota; Metazoa; Chordata; Actinopteri; Cypriniformes; Cyprinidae
Gene: gdpd2
Product: glycerophosphodiester phosphodiesterase domain containing 2
Exons: 15
Coding region: 272-1864 (530 amino acids)
Biological process (GO): lipid metabolic process
Cellular component (GO): membrane
Molecular function (GO): glycerophosphodiester phosphodiesterase activity
Source: RefSeq, a predicted model, not a curated record
AGCUCAUUCAUUGUUAGCGCCUCAUUAAUACUCAGUCCACGGGAUUUAUUUCUCAGCAUGAGUUCGAGUGCACAGACUGCCGAAGAGUGCUGAAGUUUGAGAGUCUGAAUGGGAUUUCACUGUCAAAUGUACUUCUUUUCUUAAGCAAGUUUCAGGUGUGAAGCAGUGAGUCAUUUCAUAGUAAACACCUGCACCAGUAUAAAUGAGUUAACCUCACUACAUACCGGACAAGACCCCUAUUCAUCCAUAUACAUUCAGCUGGAAUCAUUAGAUGUGGGAAAAAAACACAAUGUUCUCGAUCUGCCAAACCUGCCUCAGAGGAAUCUACAGUUGUCAAAGGAACAGUCAAAAUAGAAGACAAAAUAGGGCUUGCUGCUGGUUCUCCUUUCUGUCUUUUGUGUCCAUACUUGCCUUGAGUUGGAUGUACGUUUGUUUUAUUGCCUUCAACGACCGUGAUGGUGUAAACUGGGAAGCCUUCAAAACAUUAAAAAAAUGGGUGAACUGGUACAUGAUAGUGAUGGUCGUUUCUGUUGUGCUGGCCACAUACUGCCUCCUUCUACUGGUAUUUGGAUUACUGCAUUUAGCCAUCAGAGAGCCCUUGAAUUUACAUUGGCUGCAUAAGGUGUUUCUGUUUUUAGGUCUCCUCACUGUUACUUUAGGCACAGCUGGAUUUUGUAUAAAAUGGAAAGAUGAGUGGAAAACUGUCUAUAUGUCAUUUCAGGCCACUGCUCCUUUCCUGCAGCUGGGUGCUGUGGUGGCUUUGACCUUGAUCAGCUGGCUGGUGUUCCAGAGUUAUCAUAGAGCAAAAACAGCUGCUUGUAAGGUUUUUAUAAUGAUGACCUUCCUGGUAGUGUCGGCUGCUGUGUUCCUCUGUCCUAUUGCAAUCUGCUCUCCAUGCAUUACCAAUAAUCUUCCCCCAAAACCGGCCCUCGUCGGCCACCGUGGUGCUCCGAUGAUGGCUCCAGAAAACACCAUGAUGUCAUUCAGGAAGAGUAUGGAGUGUGAUGUGGUGGCAUUUGAAACAGAUGUGCAACUCAGUAAGGACAUGAAGCCUUUUCUUAUGCAUGACAAUGGUUCAAGCUUUCUGCUGCGAACAACUGAUGUGAAGGAUAAGUUUUUAGGUCGAGAUGGCGACACAAACACUAACUUCACAUUGCAAGAGUUACAGACUUUAAAUGCAGGCGAAUGGUUUGUAAGGACAGAUCCAUUUCGGUCAGUGUCAUCGCUCUCAAAGGAAGAGAAGAUGGAGGCUAACAACCAGACUGUGACGUCUCUUUCUGAGCUCUUAGUCAUGGCCAAAAAGCAUAAUGUCUCCCUCAUAUUUGACCUAAAAAAUGAGAAAAAUUCAACAGGAUUCCACAACAGUGACUCCUACUACACCACUGAAACGAUAAAAAAAUCAGGCAUCUCACCAGAAAAGAUAUGGUGGCUUACUCCAGAAUAUAGAAACGAUGUGAGAAAAAUUGCACCAGGGUUCAAGCAGGUGUAUCAUAAUGAACAAGACAUGAAUGCGGAUGGUGGAAGCUUUCUGAAUAUGAACUACAAUUCAUUGAGUGCUCACAACAUAAGUGAUCUGCGGAAAAAAAACGUGUCCGUGAAUCUGUGGGUUGUGAAUGAGCGCUGGCUCUUCUCAUUACUCUGGUGCUCCGGGGCCAGUUCAGUGACCACCAAUGCUUGCCACAGCCUCAAAAACAUGUCUAAGCCUGACUGGCAUCUGGAGCCUAAUAUCUACAUGGGAAUAUGGAUCUCGGUUGAUGUGAUAUCAUUGCUGUUGAUGUUUGGCCUGUUUCUCUGGCAAAGGAGGAGGAACCAUGUUUUUCGUCGGAAUAUAAACGAGAGAAGUGUACCCCUGCUUCCUCACUGAAUGAUGCCAGGGCAGUUCCUUUGUUCACUUUUUGAAGGACUGUAUGUGGGCAUUGUAAAAAAAACACACCAUAUUAAAUGUUAUGCAGUAAAUUCAAAUAAUUUGUGCUUUUAAUGUGGACUGCAUAUACAAGACAUUGUUUAAUUUGAGAAUUUCUAUAUUUCCUCAUUAGGGCAGCAUUAUUGUGCAGUGCUGCCACCUCUUGACAGAGCUAUGUCAGCAGAACUGCAACUUUUCUUAAAAUGACAAGACUUUUUACAAGGGUUGUUUACUUAUGUGACACUUUGUGAGAUAUUUUUGUUCAUUUUAAAGUGUUGGACCUGUCCCGAACCUUAACCAUGUUCAGUGUCAAUAGCAGAAAAAGUGUUUUGCAAUGCAACCUGAGCACAAUAAGUAUAGUCAAAGACACCUUGUGUUUAAAUAAACAAAAUUUUUAUAUAGAUAUGUACAUAUUUUUAAUUGCAAUUUUUUUUUUAAUAGUGGGUUUUUUUUUUUUGGCAAAUGGGCAUUCAAGACAAAAUAAGAGGUGGUCUAUGUAUAACUGUAUUGUUGUGUGUUUGUUUAAAAAGCAUAUGGGAGAUCAGGAUUGGUUGGACAUAAGAUCUGUACAGGGUUCACUUUGGGGUCAUAAUAUUUAGGUGUUGCUACAAAACUGAAUGUUUGCCCUUUUGACCUAUUUUGGUUCUAUAAAGACAUCUAUAAAAUUACUUUAUAUAAAUGUUAGUAAUGGGAGACAUUUUUUCAUUUGUUGUACAGUUUGGAUACCUGUGAUUAAUUAUGCUUUCCAGCUGACAUCAUUUAUUGCUAAUAUAAUAAUUAUUAUAAUUCAUGAUAUUAUUAAUUUUUACAUCUUUUGCUCAUCAAAGUGCCCGUUUAUACCUUUUAUACCAUACAAGUAUGUAAUGUUUCAAGAAUCAUUCACUGAAAACCCCAUAUGGAUUGACCUCAGCCACAAGUGCACAACUCCAGUCAACUCCAGUUUUUACAUUUUAAUUUUAUAAGGAAAUAUUUUGUGAUGCUGAAUGUGAGAUUUUCAUCAAAUGAAAAAGAAUCGACCAGCCAAUUUUUAAUGUGAAUCCCUUGUAUAAAAAUGGUAAAAGCUAUUGUUGUUUCGUAAUCUUUCUGUUUGUAUGAUGUAAAUAUAAUAAAGCAAAAGUUUCAAUUAAA